GUUGUCCGUGCUUACGCGGCUGGCCGGCCGAGCUCGGGAGCACGUGACCUGCAAGGAGGCUGCGGCUCAAGGCCAUUUUCAAAUCUCAUUGGCUUGGUUGUCAUGUGGUCGGCAGAGGCAUCCACAAUUACACGGGGAAUGUUUUCCUAGAGAUGUCAGCCUACAAAGGACACAAUCUCUCUUCUUCAAAUUCCUCCCCAAAAUGUCCUUUCCCAACAGCUCUCCUGCUGCUAAUACUUUUUUAGUAGAUUCCUUGAUCAGUGCCUGCAGGAGUGACAGUUUUUAUUCGAGCAGCGCCAGCAUGUACAUGCCACCACCUAGCGCAGACAUGGGGACCUAUGGAAUGCAAACCUGUGGACUGCUCCCGUCUCUGGCCAAAAGAGAAGUGAACCACCAAAAUAUGGGUAUGAAUGUGCAUCCUUAUAUACCUCAAGUAGACAGUUGGACAGACCCGAACAGAUCUUGUCGAAUAGAGCAACCUGUUACACAGCAAGUCCCCACUUGCUCCUUCACCACCAACAUUAAAGAAGAAUCCAAUUGCUGCAUGUAUUCUGAUAAGCGCAACAAACUCAUUUCUGCCGAGGUCCCUUCGUACCAGAGGCUGGUCCCCGAGUCCUGUCCCGUUGAGAACCCUGAGGUUCCUGUCCCUGGAUAUUUUAGACUGAGUCAGACCUACGCCACCGGGAAAACCCAAGAGUACAAUAACAGCCCCGAAGGCAGCUCCACUGUCAUGCUCCAGCUCAACCCUCGUGGCGCGGCCAAGCCGCAGCUCUCCGCCGCCCAGCUGCAGAUGGAAAAGAAGAUGAACGAGCCCGCGAGCGGCCAGGAGCCCACCAAAGUCUCCCAGGUGGAGAGCCCGGAGGCCAAAGGCGGCCUUCCCGAAGAGAGGAGCUGCCUGGCUGAGGUCUCCGUGUCCAGUCCCGAAGUGCAGGAGAAGGAAAGCAAAGAGGAAAUCAAGUCUGAUACUCCAACCAGCAAUUGGCUCACUGCAAAGAGUGGCAGAAAGAAGAGGUGCCCUUACACUAAGCACCAAACGCUGGAAUUAGAAAAAGAGUUCUUGUUCAAUAUGUACCUCACCCGCGAGCGCCGCCUAGAGAUCAGUAAGAGCGUUAACCUCACCGACAGGCAGGUCAAGAUUUGGUUUCAAAACCGCCGAAUGAAACUCAAGAAGAUGAGCCGAGAGAACCGGAUCCGAGAACUGACCGCCAACCUCACCUUUUCUUAGGUCCGAGGCCGGUGGGAGGCCAGGAUCAGAGAGGGGGCACCGCGUUCCAGGGCCGAGUGCUGGAGGACUGGGAAGGCGGAAACAAAACCUUCAUUGCUCUUUGUUUUUUGUUUUGUUUUGUUUUGUUUUCCUGCUAGAAUGUGACUUUGGGGUCAUUCUGUUCGUGCUGCAAGUGAUCUGUAAUCCCUAUGAGUAUAUAUAUAUAUAUAUUAAAAAACUUAGCACGUGUAAUUUAUUAUUUUUUUCAUCGUAAUGCAGGGUAACUAUUACUGCGCAUUUUCAUUUGGGUCUUAACUUAUUGGAACUGUAGAGCAGCCAUCUGUCCAUCCAUCCAGUCAUCCACCCAUUUAUCCAUCUAUCCAUCUAUCCAGCAAUGUGACUUAUUCAUGUUCUUCCUAACACAAAAGGUCUCUGUGUGUGGUUAGCCCAUGAACUCAUAGCAUUUUGAAUACAUCCAGUACUUUUAAAAUUACAUAUAUAUUUAAAAAUUUUAAGAAAACCCACAAGCUUUGGGGGGAGGGGGACUAAAAAAGCACAUUACAAUGUAUCUUUUCACAAAUAAACUUAGCAAUUGUCCUUGGUGAGAUGAAAUACUGACGAUUUAUGCCUUGUAGCCUUUCCGUUGUGGUGCAUCUGUGGUCUGGUAGAAGUACAACAGCAACCUGUCCUUUCUGUGCAUGAUCUGGUCGCAUGUAUAAUGCAAUAAACUCUGGAAAUGAGCUUGCUCCCUCUGCUUUCUGAAAUGGAAAUGCUAUGGUGGACAUGAACAACGCCUUUGGUGAGAUUCUCUUCACACUCAACUGCCUGUUUGGAGCAGGCGGGCGGGGGUGUGAUAAGGAGCAGAGGAAGGGAGAGGGGAGGAAAAAGCUGGAAGAG
Lepus europaeus (European hare) is the source of this 2101-nucleotide messenger RNA. RefSeq names its product homeobox D10 (gene HOXD10). NCBI's taxonomy places the organism in Eukaryota, Metazoa, Chordata, Mammalia, Lagomorpha, Leporidae. Bases 203 to 1225 code for a protein of 340 amino acids. Gene Ontology annotation, cellular component: nucleus. The transcript has 2 exons. Gene Ontology annotation, molecular function: RNA polymerase II cis-regulatory region sequence-specific DNA binding; DNA-binding transcription factor activity, RNA polymerase II-specific. Gene Ontology annotation, biological process: regulation of transcription by RNA polymerase II. The record is from RefSeq and is a predicted model, not a curated record.